Molecule: messenger RNA, 1218 nt
Organism: Neurospora tetraspora
Lineage: Eukaryota; Fungi; Ascomycota; Sordariomycetes; Sordariales; Sordariaceae
Exons: 3
Coding region: 1-1218 (405 amino acids)
Source: RefSeq, a predicted model, not a curated record
AUGUCUAGCUCGGUUCACUGCCGGCCUCCGCUCAGAUUGCCUCCGCAGUCGUAUCCCAGCAGCAACGCCAUCAAUACGCCUCGACAGCGCUCCAAUAACAUGGACGGCUCACACCACAUGUCAUCCAGCAUCACGGAGCUCGACCUGAGCAAGUGCCACCCGCGGAUGGUUGACAGGAUCAACGCCGUGCCCGGACUCAAGACCAGUGCUGCUUUCUUCACCUUCCUCCGCGCCAACCUCGUCCUCCCUCACUCCGGGCUCUCCUCCAACCCCUCCACUCCCUACCUAGCGCCCUACGUUCCUCCACCACUACCGCCGCUAUCCCGCUCACCAUCUUCAUCCUCAUCCUCAUCUUCAACCACCAAAUCCUCCAAACCAAAAUCAAAAUCAACCACCAUGACAUCAGCACCACCAACAGUCGCCGCCAGCGGUGCCGAAAACCUCGACGACAUCCCCCCUCUCACCCUCGACAUCCUCACCACCCGCCCCGCCAAAACCGACGCCCUCAAGCUCAUCGCCGACUCCAUUGCCCAACAGCGUCAACAAGCCUCCUACCAUCUCAUCACCCACCCCGCCUGUCUCGCCGUUCUGUUCGCCGCUUUGGGUGUGGUUUACCAAUUCGCCCCCCAACCAGACUGGGGCACCACCGUCAUGCUUCUUUCCGGAGUAAUUAUGACCUACCUGAUGACCAUCAGGUACUUUACCUCGGGUUACAUCAAACUAGCCGAGUCGCUCUCCUGGGACUGGCUUUUGAACAACCCAUCCGCCGAGGUGGUCGGGGAACAAGAAGAGGAUAUCAUGCUCGGCACGUACUACGGCACCGAACUCAUCGGCGCUCUCGUCCUGCGUCUCGAACCACCCGCUUCCUCCCGCUCCUCCUCUCCCUCUUCUUCAUCAUCAUCCAACAAGCAGCGCAAGUCCCACAGUCGACAUAACUCCUUCUCUGCCAAAUCACUAAAGGGAGGAAGGGGCGUGAUCAGAGCGUGGACGACGAAACUGAGAUAUAGAGGCAGGGGAGUCGGAAAAGAUAUGCUGGUUGAAGCGGUCAGACUGACGAGAGAGAAAUGCGGAAAAGAGGCCGAGGUCGGGUUUGCGGCCGAGCAUGCGAAUGCUAAUUGUGGGGAGGUGUUGCCGGAGUGGUUUUGUGGGGGGUUUAGGAAGGGGGAGAGGAGGGCGGCGAGGUGUUUGGAGGGGGUUGUUGCUGAGUACAAGCGGUAA